AUGCGCGUCUUGUUCCUCUUAGCCCUCUUUGGUUGUGUGCUUUUGGCCACCGUUUCGGCCAAUCCUGUCGAUAUUGAUGAUGUUGUAGAUGAGGAGGAGAAUCUGAGGAUCGCUGAUGAAGAUGAUGACUCCGAUGAUACUCAGGAUGAGGAUGAAGAAGAACCAGAAUCUCAGGAUGAUGAUGAUGAGGGAGCCCAGAAUGAACAGGAGGAUGAUGAUUCUCAGAAUGAGAGCGAUGAGCCCCAAAAUGAAGAGUAG
Molecule: messenger RNA, 258 nt
Organism: Drosophila serrata
Lineage: Eukaryota; Metazoa; Arthropoda; Insecta; Diptera; Drosophilidae
Source: RefSeq, a predicted model, not a curated record